GACCAGGUCCUCACAGACAAAGACCAAAUCCAUACACAGAGACCAGGUCCACACACAGACCAGAUCCACACACAAACCAGUUCCACACACAUAGACACCAGAGCAGGUUCACACAUCCACCAGCAUAGUAAGUAAGUAAAGCUUUAUUUGUAUAGUACCUUUAAAAACGCAAGUGCUUUCACAUACAUAAAAGGACAUAAAAGGAUAAAAAAAAAAAAGAUAAAAAGAGCAUAGGUACACACAUCUGUCUUUGGGUCAUUUAUGUGCAGAAUCAACCUUACAGGUCUCAGUAAACUAUAAACUAUUUAUGACACACACCCACCUCCUUGUUCUACUUCCCUCCAGGCUUGUCUCCCAGAUGUCAUCCUAAACAGUGACGAAGCAGAGACACUCACAACUACAUUUGUUUUUAAUCACAGAACAUGAAACCAGGAAGUCCAGUAUCAUUUUGCCGUCACACCAGGCCUCCGUCUUUGAUGCCUGCAACCCCAGGCAGCCCUCGACAGGAGCAUGAGCCCAUGAACACCCUUCGUAUUUCUGUCGGUGGCCUCCCCAUCCUGGCCUCCAUGGCUAAUGCCACGGACCCCCGUUUCCGCCUGAAGUGGAGGCCCAUCGCGGCCGUGGCACUCGCCCUGCUCCUGCUCCUGCUGCUCUUCAUGCACUUGAGUUCAGGCCUUCACUUUCGCUCCCACAACUCCCACAACGUGAGAUCCCCGCACGUCGAGACCUGGCCGAUGGAGUCCCACUACAACAACACCUACCCUCUCAGUACACCCGAGCACACGUCACAGGGCACCCGCUAUCGCAUCGGGGUCAUUGCCGACCUGGACACCAACUCUCAGAGUGACAAGAAGCUGACGUGGUACAGCUACAUGCGGCACGGUUACCUGCUGGUGUCAGUGAGCGGUGACAAGGUGGCCGUUGACUGGGAUGAAGACAGGGUGGUGCUGGAGAGCCACCUGUCGGAGAAAGGCCGCGGCAUGGAGCUGUCGGAACUGGUGGUGUUCAACGGGAAGCUCUACAGCGUCGAUGACAGAACGGGUGUAGUCUAUCACAUUGAUGGUGGUAAAGCUGUGCCCUGGGUCAUCUUACCUGAUGGUGAUGGCAGUGCUGCAAAAGGCUUCAAAGCGGAGUGGCUCGCAGUGAAAGACGAGCACCUGUACAUUGGUGGUCUGGGGAAGGAGUGGACCACGACUGAAGGAGAGUUCGUCAACAACAACCCCGAGUGGGUGAAAGUCGUUGGCUACAGAGGAGAUAUAAGACACGAGAACUGGGUCCCCAGGUACAAAGCUCUGAAGGUGGCAGCAGACAUAAAGCCCCCAGGUUAUCUUAUCCAUGAGUCAGCAGCAUGGAGCGACACGCUGCAGCGCUGGUUCUUCCUCCCUCGCCGCGCCAGCAUGGAGCGCUAUGAGGAGACGGCGGACGAGCGCCGCGGCACCAACCUCGCCGUGAGCUGCUCGGCGGAUUUCAAAGACAUCAUUGUGAGUCGAGUGGGGCCUCUCAUCCCCACUCAUGGCUUCUCCUCCUUCAAGUUUGUUCCCAACACAGACGACCAGAUCAUCCUGGCCCUCAAGUCGGAGGAGGACGCCGGGAAUGUCGCGACAUACAUAAUGGCCUUCACACUUGACGGACGCAUCCUUUUACCUGAAACCAAGAUUGGGGACGUGAAAUAUGAAGGCCUAGAGUUCAUAUAGACGGCACAGAGACUGAGGGACUCUCUCUUGAGGACACUGCACUGUUAUUCUGUUUUGUUUACAAUGAAAUCACUGUUUUUAUUAAGUUAAUGCGAGCUGCUUCCUCACCAUAAAAACAUGACUUCAGCUGAGCUUCAGGGGUGAAGCAGAAGAACUGUGAGCAGAGACUGUGAGACGUGCGGUCCUGCUUUGGGUUUUAAGUGCAUCAUCUCCUUCCCGGGAACAAACGUGGUUCCGCAGUACUGUAGCCUUUCUUAUGAUGAAUGUACAAAUGAUUGAUUCGUUACGUUGUGUGAUUUCUUUUUUUCUUUUUUCCCCUCAAACAGACGUUUUUAAUGCACAUAGUGUAUGCUCUGAAAAAGUUUUAGCAAAAUUCGCUGUUGUUCCAUGUCAAAAGGCAGCAUUCCAUAUACAUAGCAAACAUGUUGUAAUGACAGUGGAAAAGUCUGUUUUAAUUCUUUGUUUAAAAAAGAAAAAAAAAAAAGGAUUUUUAUGUGGAACAAAGAAUCAAACUGUGUCAGGGUUUUGUUUUUUGAGGGGGAUAGCAGGUGGAUUUGCUGACCGUAAACUUUUGAUUCCUCUUUUCUGAGACAUCUUGUAUAAACCACAUGCUGGCUCCAGUUGUGCAAUAUUUGCAUGUCUGUUAAGGAGCAGGAAUGGCGAAGUGAAACUAUACAGGCCCCUCGCACACUUUAAAAGGUGAGACGUGUGUCGUAGGGCAUCAAGAAGACGGCACAUUUGAAGACAGCAGAGGAGAGAAGGUAACGUGCCUUCAUGAUAUUUCAGCAUAUAUCACGUCAUUCUUACUUUUGAACUGUUCAUUUCAUUUGCUCGCAUUGAUGUUAACCUUGAUAGUUGAAUGAAUUGAAUAUCUUAACCUCCUGAUUGAUUUUUGUGUUCUUACUUCCUCCAUGAUGCAGUCACUGUCUGGUUCACUUACCAACAUAAACAGGUAUAAACAGGUUCUUUGUGUCAUAUUCUACGUGUGAUUAUUUGAACAAAAAUUGAAUUGACAAAAUCCACAAUAAACAAAGUAAAAGACUUA
Molecule: messenger RNA, 2739 nt
Organism: Solea senegalensis (Senegalese sole)
Lineage: Eukaryota; Metazoa; Chordata; Actinopteri; Pleuronectiformes; Soleidae
Product: soluble calcium-activated nucleotidase 1-like
Exons: 4
Coding region: 423-1694 (423 amino acids)
Biological process (GO): proteoglycan biosynthetic process
Molecular function (GO): GDP phosphatase activity; UDP phosphatase activity; calcium ion binding
Source: RefSeq, a predicted model, not a curated record